GUACUGAUGUACGAGGUUAUUUUGCUGGACAAUUUAAUAGACGCCGCGUCCAAUAAUGUGUUUGAUCAUCCGGCGCUUUGUUCAAUAACGCCAGUAACCUCACAGCCCAGAUAGCUAGCUGACUCUCUAAUAAGCAGAGGAGGCGGCAUCCCCAUCCUGAACUUUGUUUCAUAUUAAACACAGCGGGCUGUCUCUGUUAUCUUCACGGUGUUAUGCAAUGUGAUCUGUGAGGUAACUCUGAACUCUGCGCCGAGCUAACAGCCCUUAGCACUGCUAGCACCGCUCAGCUCGGGCAGUAAGGAGCCAGGCGAGCACUUCCUACGGAUACAGCCGGUUGAAGCAGAUUCACCAGGCUUUACUGCAGAGGACAGCUGCUCAUCAUCGCACCGAACGGGUCCGUAACGCUUGUUUACGACGAUGUCUCUUUCAGCGGCGGCGCGGAGGUUAACGUUGGUCGGUUGGAGUCUUUCGCGGCGGAGCUCCUCCAUAGUCAGCAAAACUUCUUCGAGGACUUUACCUUCACUGAGCAGAGACCGCACUCAGAGGAGAGAAAUCACCUCCUCCAGUGUCGUGCAGCCUCUCAGGUCAGAAAACAAGGUGACUGUUAAUUUCAUCAAUCGAGAUGGAGAGAAAAUUACUGUCAAGGCCUCCCCUGGUGAAUCCCUGUUAGAUGUCGUCGUUGAUCAAGACCUUGACUUCGAUGGGUUUGGUGCAUGUGAGGGAACUCUAGCUUGCUCCACCUGUCACAUCAUCUUUGAGGAAGAGACUUACAAACAGUUAGGACCUAUUAGUGAUGAGGAGAUGGAUAUGCUGGAUCUUGCCUAUGGUCUCACAGACACGUCCCGACUGGGUUGCCAGAUUUGUCUCACAAAAUCCCUUGAUGGUGUCACGGUGCGUCUGCCUGAGAGUGUGGCGGAUAUCAGACAGUCAGAUGGCUCUGCCUAGUUCCACUUUCAUCUGCCUACAACUACUACGUCCAUGUAAUUAGCAUAUACCAAUGUAAAUUGAGGGAUUCAAAGAGAACGCAAAUAAUGGAUGUGCAAUGGUAUUAAUCCAUUGCCUUAUGGCUACAGUGUCUGGGAUGUAGUGUAAGGGCCCACACGAAGAUCUCCAUGCAGCUUAUAAUCUGUUUACCAGACAGUAGUGAGAGAUCGUAAAAAGUACAUCUUAACGAUCCACUGGAUUUUAAUUAUGUUCAUUAUGUUAACAUGCAGUAAAGUUUUGGCGAUAUGAGAUAUUGAUGCAACAGCAACAAUAAUGUUGAUUAUGAAAUUGCCAUAGAGUGCUUAAUAGAAGUCCCCGACACAUCAUCCACUAAAAAGGCAACAAGAAAACAAGAUCUUUACAAUCCCGAAAUGUGAGACGUUUAUUAUUCAUAGGUUUUAAUAAUGAGAAGUUACUUUUAAGAUACAACAUACAAGGGAUAUUCUGAGCACAUUAAUCAACCAUAUUAUGGUGUAUUAGACUGUGUAAGUAGUAUACUAAUAAUGCAGAACAGCCUUUAUAUAAUCUUCUAUUGAGCAUCACUUGCAGCUGUUUAUUAACUAAAUAUAAAAUAAAUGACUUUGUCUUUAUAAUUACA
Messenger RNA from Colossoma macropomum (tambaqui), 1582 nucleotides. RefSeq names its product adrenodoxin-like. The record is from RefSeq and is a predicted model, not a curated record. Gene Ontology annotation, biological process: positive regulation of oxidoreductase activity; P450-containing electron transport chain. Lineage: Eukaryota; Metazoa; Chordata; Actinopteri; Characiformes; Serrasalmidae. Gene Ontology annotation, molecular function: 2 iron, 2 sulfur cluster binding. Gene Ontology annotation, cellular component: mitochondrion. The transcript has 4 exons. The coding region runs from base 418 to 945 and encodes 175 amino acids.